CAUUGGGGGGAAGUGGACUGGGCUGCACAAUAACUGAGGAGGUUGUUGGAGUAAAAAAAAAGAAAGAAAGAAAGAAAAGAAAAAAGAAAACAGCAAGCGAAAUCAACUGUGGAAAGAGAUUGUAUAACAUUGGAAAAUCAAUAAACUGUGGGAAUCUGAAAACGCCAUCAUUGCAGUCUCUUCCAAACUGGACUUUGUUAAUCCGUGCGGACUGGAGGAAGAAUUAAAUAGUGGAACUUGUGUUGGGGAUACGUGCUGUGGAAAAAAACACUAGCUACUGACUGAGUAGAGAGCGAAACACGGGGCUUGGAAAGACAUUGACUAAGGCUCCACUCCAAUCCAGGGGCUUGCUUAAUGAAUUAUGUCUGCCACAAGCAUUGACCCUCAGAGAUCAAAGGGACAAGCCUCCAAAGUGCAAAAUGGUUCUCUCCAUCAGAAGGAAACUGUUCAUGACAAUGAUUUUGAACCAUACCUCACUGGCCAGUCUAAUCAGAACAACAGCUAUCAGUCCAUGACAGACCCGUACAUGUCCAGCUACUACCCUUCCAUCGGGUUCCCCUACCCUCUCAGCGAAGCCCCCUGGUCGACUGGCGGAGACCCUCCUAUCCCUUACCUGACCCCCUAUGCACCCUUGAGCAAUGGAGACCACCAUUUUAUGCACGACACGGUUUUCGGACAGCCGGGGGGACUGGGGAGCAACAUCUACCCUCACAGGUUUAACUUUUUCCCGGAGAAUCCGGCCUUCUCGGCCUGGGGCACCAGCGGCUCUCAGGGACAGCAGACUCCGAGCUCAGCCUACGGGGGCAGCUACAGCUACCCCCCCAGCUCCCUAGGGGGCACCCUGGUGGAUGGGCAAACAGGCUUUCACAACGACACUUUAAACAAAGCGCCAGGCAUGAACAGCAUUGAGCAGGGCAUGGUGGGACUGAAGAUCGGGGGCGACGUGGCAGGCUCCGGGGUGAAGGCGGUGGGCUCCGUUAUCGGCGGGGCGGUGGCGGGUAACGGGGGGACAGCCAUCGGCAUGCCCCCUCCCAAGCCCACCUCCUGGGCGGCCAUCGCCAGCAAGCCCGCCAAGCCGCAGCUCAAGGCCAAGGUGAAGCCAGGGAUGCCCCUCCCUGGGGGAGCCUUGCCCCCGCCCCCCAUCAAACACAACAUGGACAUUGGCACCUGGGACAACAAGGGGCCCAUGACCAAAGUGCCCCAGUCACACCUGCAGCUGCCCCACUCGCUGCCCCAGCCGCCCCUGCAGGCCUCACAGUCGCUGCUCCAGCAGGUGGCCAUGCAGCCGCCCCCGCACCAGCAGCUGCCUCCACAGCCCUAUCAGAACCACGCCCAGCCCCCUCCCCUGCAGACCCGCUGGGUGGCCCCCCGCAACCGAAACCUGGGCUACGGCCAGGGCUGCAUCGACACUGGCCCCUCUUCUUGUGGCGGCGGCGUAGGGGGGCCCCCCGGCUCGGGGGGUCUGGGCCCCGGCGCGGACUCUCACCCCGUCCUGGAGAAGCUGAGGGCCGCUCACAGUUACAACCCGAAGGACUUUGACUGGAACGUGAAGAACGGCCGGGUGUUCAUCAUCAAGAGCUACUCGGAGGACGACAUCCACCGCUCCAUCAAGUACUCCAUCUGGUGCAGCACUGAGCACGGCAACAAGCGCCUGGACGGGGCCUUCCGCGCCAUGGCGACCAAGGGCCCGGUGUACCUGCUGUUCAGCGUCAACGGCAGCGGACACUUCUGCGGCGUGGCCGAGAUGCGCUCGCCCGUGGACUACGGCACCAGCGCCGGCGUCUGGUCGCAGGACAAGUGGAAGGGCAAGUUCGACGUCAACUGGCUCUUCGUCAAGGACGUGCCCAACAGCCAGCUGAGGCACAUCCGCCUGGAGAACAAUGACAACAAGCCCGUCACCAACUCACGCGACACGCAGGAGGUGCCCCUGGAGAAGGCCAAGCAAGUGCUCAAAAUCAUCGCCACUUACAAGCACACCACCUCCAUCUUUGAUGACUUUUCUCAUUAUGAGAAGCGGCAGGAAGAGGAGGAGGUGGUCCGAAAGGUAACUCCACGCACCUGUCCCCACCCACCCCGCCACCACCAGCCUCCAGUUCUUUCUGGGCUUUGCUCUAAUGAAUAACCCGUUUCUGAAGUCCUUGAAUGAACAUAUUUUCUUUUGUAAUUGCCUGCCUUCUUUAUUGUGACGGUUGAGUGUUUUUCAAGGGGGGGGGGGAGAGUGGGUGAUGGGGUGGCAUAUAUUUAUUUUGCUUACAAGACUUCUGUGCGACUCACUUGCUAGCUCUGACCUAACAGCAAUAAGUAUGAAGGUGAUCACAUUCAGCUUUGCUUUUUAUUGUAUUUUACUGUCAUGUAUCUAAAUGGCACUCUCCCUAGAUGGAAUUACUUCUUUUGCCUUUACAUCUGACUGCAUUUAUUUUAGACCUUGGCCCAUAAUUCACUAUACAGUAUCUCCAUAAACUCACAUAUUACACUGGUUUCGCCUGGCUCAUUAUGGGUGAUGGGUGUUUUGGUCUUUAGGUCUGAUGCAUGAUCUGAUAUAAACAUAACACUUUAUUUUAUUUAAGGCCAUGUUGCUUUCUGUUUUAAAAGUGUGCAAUGUGUCUUGCGUUUGGCCUUUCCUUCCUUGGUAGUGUCUUUUAGACAUCGGAGAAGAUCUGAACUGCCCACAUCAUCCAUCCGCAGGAACAUGAAUCUGAAAUGGAAUGAGCCAAGUUGGCCAUUGUUUAAAGAUAUACAUUUCUGUGAAAUAAAGUAUUGAAAUUAAGUUGCAGUUUGCAGAUACCCAGUUAGGACACCAUGAUUAAAGGGGGUGUUUUGCCCAUUCUCCAAUUGGAGCAUGUACACUUGCAUGUCAAGGUUUCAGGCAAAAUUAUUUGGCUAGGUAGCUGUUCCAGCAAUGAUUAGCUUCAAUAUUGCAUCCAUCUGAAUAACUUCUAUCAUCCUGUCCCGAAAACACGACAAAGUGUUAGCUUUUUUCCUAAAUGAAAUGUCCACAUAAUACCAUACACUAGCUUGUUACAAACGUUAGCUGUGUGCAGGCUUGUCUCAGUUACUUCUGUUGUUUUCUACACAACCUGUUAGCAAAAACAAGACACAAGUAGUGAUCACCAAUGUUAUGAUAAAAACCAUUGCAUAAUGCUUUGGAUUUGAACACCAUCACAAUGGUGACCAGUUAACAACAGCUGUGUUACUCAACUGAAAUGUUAGCUAGCUUUCUCUGGAGCCACAUAUGAAAUUUAGUUCAAUUUGCAAGGGUUGGUUAUAGAGCUUUUUGUGAUAGAGUAAUCCUUCAUCCGUUUUCUUCAACAUUCACAUUUUGCUUGUCAUUAAACAUUAUUUUACUGAUAUCACACUGUUUAUUGAAAAUCAUGACUUGUGCCCACAAAUUCUGUACAAGUAUCAGACUUUUAGAUCUGUUGUUAAUGGUGAUCUUUGAAACCAUAUGAUCACCACAAACAAAUUAAAGUAUUGUGCAUAGGAUGCAAAUCAGCCUGUGUGCUGUUGGGUUGCAUGGUGUUCAAUUUUCAGCUAUACCUGUAUCUCAACGUGCUAAUCUCAAAAAAUAUGUUUUACACUAUUCUUGAACCAAUUUUCUAUGAACCCUUGAACCCUUCAAUAAUCAUCUUUUAAUAAACCAUUUGACCAAUUUGUGUGAAAUGUAGCCUGCAAGAUCUCUGAGAAACUACCUUGUUUAAUCUUUUUGGCAGGCACAAUCAGAGCAAAUAAAAUUGCCAAUAUAGUUGAAA
Messenger RNA from Conger conger (European conger), 3749 nucleotides. RefSeq names its product YTH domain-containing family protein 1-like. NCBI's taxonomy places the organism in Eukaryota, Metazoa, Chordata, Actinopteri, Anguilliformes, Congridae. The transcript has 4 exons. Bases 362 to 2122 code for a protein of 586 amino acids. Gene Ontology annotation, molecular function: N6-methyladenosine-containing RNA reader activity; mRNA binding. Gene Ontology annotation, cellular component: cytoplasm. Gene Ontology annotation, biological process: mRNA destabilization. The record is from RefSeq and is a predicted model, not a curated record.